Messenger RNA from Epinephelus fuscoguttatus (brown-marbled grouper), 7672 nucleotides. RefSeq names its product glutaminase a (gene glsa). Bases 2744 to 3811 code for a protein of 355 amino acids. Gene Ontology annotation, biological process: L-glutamine catabolic process. The record is from RefSeq and is a predicted model, not a curated record. NCBI's taxonomy places the organism in Eukaryota, Metazoa, Chordata, Actinopteri, Perciformes, Serranidae. Gene Ontology annotation, molecular function: protein binding; glutaminase activity. The transcript has 12 exons.
UCACACACCUCUCAUGAAUGCUUCACAACAUUUGUUCAGAAACUGAUCGGCUCAAACACAGAAGUUUUUAGCUGAUUUAAGAGUUUCAGAAAAGAGUUUUAUGUUGUUAAAAUGAUUACAGAUUGUGAGUGGUUUUCAUUUCCUGAACUUCUAACUGCAGCUAAAAAGUCGUGUCCUGAGAGGAAGUGUAUGAAACAGAAUUAUAAUCGUCUGGAGAACGUGUUUCCUCCAGAUUAGGGAACACGAGGGAGAUUAAGGUUAUAGAUAAUCACGCUGAAAGGGGAUUUGGUCGAAAGCAGCAUCGCUCGGAUAUCCAGCACACAGACAGAGUUUAGAGAAUGGGCGGAAGUGGAGAUGGAGACCAGCAUGGCCCACUGCUCUUUCCUCCGACCCUCACACACACUCUGUCAGACACACCAGAGCUCCAGCUGCUGAUUUAAAUUAAAACCCUGAGUGGCUGACCUGAGAUCAGGAGGUGUCCCUGCAGGAUGAGGAGCAGUUUAAUUAUGAUGAAUCCGACCUGCCUCUCCUCAGAAACUGUCUCUGGACACAUUUAGAGUCCUUUAAGACCCGAGUGCAACGGCUGAACGGCACUUUUCAUUCAUGUGUAAAUGAAGCGAUGUAGGAUCUGCUGCAUGUCACAGGACAUAAACCAGGAGAGCAACACAUACACCGUCUCUCAGCAAUCUCAGGGACUCGUUGAAAAGCUACAGCCAAAUAUAUUUCAAGAGUUGCAGCCGGGGUAGGCAGGAAUCUGGAAGAGCAUAUAGUCCUCAGCCACCUCACAGUCCCUCCGCCUCGCUCCCCACCGUCGUGGACUGCUUCCCUGGGAGGAAAUAGACCUCAGCGCCGGGUUGAACUAAAGAACGUUUACUGAUCUAUCAGGAUUCCGGUUGCUGCCCGCUCUCCUCCUGGCAAGGUGCUCUGUAGCAGCAGGAGUGAGGUGGAAGAUACAGUGUGAUUCGAGGCUCUAGCUAACGUUAGCUAGAGGCCACAGCCGUGAGCCUUUAGCUUAAAGAAAGCUUUUAUCUCCAUCUCUGAGACACUGCUUCAAGAAUCUGUAAUUUUAAUCAAGAAGAGUGUCUGUUUCAUUUGGCUGUCAUCGCCUGUCAGUGACAUCAUGUGUCAGAGUGGUGAUUGUCUGCCAGAAGCUUCAUAAAGCGACUUUUUAUCCAGUUUUACGCCACAUUUUUAGAAAACAUGCUUCAGGUCUUGGUCGUUUUUCAACUAGAUGUUUUAACUAGAUGAUGGAUUUCAGUCAUCGGACGUCUGGAUCAUAAAUUCACCAGCUCAGCCCCUCCUCGCUCCGCUCUCCGUUUAUCAGACCACAAAUGAGACAAUAGCUCCUUUUACACUGCCAGAUUUUCCGCGAAUGUUGGGCCGUUUUGCCGGCAAGUUGCGAGCGUUUAGACACACAGAGCUGGAUUGGCGAGUUGAUCCGAGGUGCCCAAUUUUCCGCCUCGUAGGGUAGACAUAUUGGUGGAACCCUUUAGUUUAAACAGAACAAGGCGGCCUUCUGCAACGGGAGGAGCUGUUGAUGACUUGUGGGAGGAGCUGUUGAUGACGCCGCACGUGCGAGCCACUGGUAGUGGAUAAACAGGAAACAGCUGAUAGCAGGAAUUAGCGAGCAGCUAGUAGCAAGAGGGAAACACAAACCUGACAGACACUGUAAAGAUGAGCAACUGAGGAGACAAGGAAUUGCGCGCCCUCCUUGUCCUCGCAAACGAAGAGGCCAUUAACCGUCAGAUGACGGGGACGGUGAAGAACGACUUAUGAGAGAAUCACAGAAGGACUGACCAGCCGCGGCUUCCCUCCCACGUCACUGUUUACGUCACACGCUGAGCUACACGUUUUGUUACUUGCUCACGCCCCCCAUUGCCCCGAAAAAGGCACAUUCUGUAUAAACAAAAGUAGGUAGGCAGCAUUUUGCUGCACUCCCUGAUUUUGUUUUUAUACUGCCAAUGCUGAAAAAAGACUGAUUGGGCUUUCCUGCACAUUUGCACAACUCCUGUUUAAAAAGGGCUAAAAAGUAGCGAGCUAGCCACCCCACAGUCCCUCAGCCUCACUCUCCACCGCUGUGGGCUGCUUCCCCGGGACAUUCGGUCGGCAGCUUUAGUGGCUCAAAUUUGGCCAGCAUCAUGUCUAUUCUGUGUAACCGCAGCAACAGAAAGUUUUCUGAACCGGCGGGAGGUGGUCUGCAGUGGUGGGGAGUGAGGCGGAAAGCACACUGUGAUUCGAGGUUCUAGCUAACGUUAGCGACAUAAACAUAAACUUGUAGCUGCAGCUGUGAGCCUUUAGGAGGUGCAGGAGUCGAGUUUUGCCCAGUGACGCCAGAAUCAAACUGCCUACCCCAGCUUCAAUAACAGAUGUUAGCCUGUUAGCUUUUCAUUUAUGCUCAGGAAUCCAUACAAUUCUGUUGUUGUCCUUGUUUUUGAUUUGUAGUGACACAAUGAGGUGUUGAUUAGUUAACCCAACUCAAGUCCAAACGCCUCAGAGCAGCUGUUGACAUCAUCCUUUGUUGUGUUCACAUCAUUUGGGAAUGAUUGUCAUUCCUGUGUGAUCUGAAAACAGUUCUCCUGUUGGUCCGAUCCAACCAAUCCCUGUUUAGGUCUCAGUAGCUGCAGAUUGAUUGUAUCCAUUGAUCGGAAUAAUAAAACCAGGUUGUGUGCAUGCAUGCGUCCUCCCCUCCCCUCCUCCUCCUCUCUCUGACUCUCGCUCUACACUUCAGAUACACUCAUGUGCAAUGUACCUUUUCAAGGCUCGUUGUGUGGUUUUAUGUGUUGUUGCAUAUUUUACAGCAUUAGGAUCUUUGGGAAAUUAUGACCACAGCAACAGGUCAAUGACGUUGCAAGGGGCGAGCAACGCUGAGAAAUUUGACUAUGUCAUGAACUUCAUGAACAAACUGGCAGGAAACGAGUACGUGGGCUUCAGCAACGCCACUUUCCAGUCAGAGCGAGAGUCUGGAGACAGAAACUUUGCCAUCGGCUACUACCUGAAGGAGAAGAAGUGUUUUCCAGAGGGGACGGACAUGACCUCCAUCCUCGACUUCUACUUCCAGCUGUGCUCCAUCGAGGUCACCUGCGAGAGUGCCAGCGUCAUGGCGGCGACCCUGGCCAAUGGCGGCUUCUGUCCAAUCACAGGAGAGCGCGUGCUGAGCCCCGAGUCUGUGCGAAACACUCUGAGUCUGAUGCAUUCCUGCGGCAUGUAUGACUUCUCCGGACAGUUUGCUUUCCACGUCGGUCUGCCGGCUAAAUCCGGGGUCGCCGGGGGGAUUCUGCUGGUUGUUCCAAACGUGAUGGGCGUCAUGUGUUGGUCUCCUCCGCUCGACAAGCUGGGGAACAGCGUCAGAGGCAUCCAGUUCUGCACGGACCUGGUUUCUCUCUUUAACUUCCACAACUACGACAACCUGCGACACUUUGCUAAGAAGCUGGAUCCUCGCAGGGAGGGUGGAGACCAGAGGGUGAAGUCAGUGAUCAACCUGCUGUUUGCUGCGUACACCGGAGACGUCUCAGCCCUGAGGAGGUUUGCGUUGUCCUCCAUGGACAUGGAGCAGAGAGACUACGACUCCAGGACGGCCCUGCAUGUGGCGGCUGCUGAAGGGCACGCUGAGGUGGUCCGCUUCCUGCUGGAGGCCUGUAAAGUCAACCCAGUUCCCAGAGACAGGUGGGGGAACACACCGAUGGACGAAGCCGUCCACUUCGGCCACCACGACGUGGUGACCAUCCUCCGCGAUUACCACACCCAGUACAGCCCUCAGGAAAACGUGGACAACAAGCAGAACGCAGAGAAGAACCUGGACGGUCUGCUCUGAAGGAAACGAGCUGAAGAAAAGAGGCUGGACGGUCGUGAGAAAACGUCUUAAAUGUGGAUCAGGGAGGAAAACAGUUCAAACUGUACAGUGGAAACAAUCCCUUAACUUAAACCGUACACGCAGGCCAGCCGCCACCCCACCUCAUGCCAGUAGAUGUCGUUGGUUUUUUGUAUAUUAAUGUACUUUUUAUUUCAGUUCUCCUUCUGUAUCUCGUCAUCAGCUCUGUAGCUUUGUAGGAAGCAACCAGCCGCCACGUUGAAUGCUGGGUAAAUUCAGCUGCGGCUGGAGGGUCAACGGACUCCAUGACAACAGGAAGUAGCAGGCGUUUGGUACCCUGGGUUUGUCACUUCAUCAUCACAGCGUGGUGGAAUGUAUCUUCCCCCAAACACUUCAGUGUGUGUGUGUGAUAGUUAUUUAUCUAUUGAAGAUAAAGUGUACAGUCAUGUAGUGUGUGCGUGCGUGUGUGUGUGCGUGCGUGUGUGUGUGUGUGCGUGCGUGUGUGAGUCGAGGAUACAUUAGUGUAAAUAUAUACAGGUGUAUAGUUGUCUUUCUGUACUCGAUGAGGACGUAGAUUUCACUCUGGAAACUGUCAGUAUUUCAAUUUAAACACGAAAUUUAGAUGAAUUUAAAACAUUAAAUACGAGUUAAAGUUUUUUUGUUUUGCUUUUAAAUGACUGUUUUUGUUGUCACCUCCCCAAAAACUUUUUUGUUUUUGUUUUUUACAGUUUAACUGUAUUAUUUGACUUUAUUUUUUGUAACCUGAGGAAAUAAUGUCGAAGUUCGCCAAAGUUCAGGUUGUUUGUUGAAAGAGUUUCCAAAUACCAUAAAUGACACUGCCAGCGCUGACAGAAGCUUGAAUACUGUAAACGUCCAACAAUUGAAGUUUGUUUUGUGUGUUUGUGUUUGCACUCAACAACAGGAAAAUCCCCCCUCGGCCAUCAGCUGCUCAAAACCACAGAACUUUAUUACACUGAAGAUCACAACGUUCCCAAAAAGACCAAAUGUAUGAGAUUAAAUUUGUGAAAAAUUUGGAAUAUUUCAGUUUUCGUCUCAAAUCACAUACUUCUGUUAGUACACUUCAAAGUAGUACGCUAUACUUCUUGAGUGGUGUUGCCUCAGUUCGCACCAGCAAAGUUUUAACCGCCUCUUCUUCAUCUUCUUUUUGAAAUGGUGAAUUGCAAACAGACGCUGGAGCAUUAUCGCCAACAUUUGACCGCUAUCUUAGCCCACAUAUAAACGAAAUAACAUUUGACCGCUAUCUUAGCCCACAUAUAAAGCAAAUAUCGGAGCCAUCCACGGUGUAAAAUGUGUGUAGGAUGCUAAUUUAGCCUGUAGGAGGCACUGUGUUGUCAUGUCUGUCAGUAUAGGUAGGAACCAUUCAGUGAGGGACGCCAAAUCACCACACAACCAACAAACAUUCCUGACGGCUUCUAUUCGACAACAGUUUGGUACUUAGCGCAAAACACAUGUAUAGUUUUGUCUGUUUUUGGCCAUCCAGUAAUUUGGAAUAUGCGCAGGCACAUCGGAUAUCACCGAGAUUCCAGGAUAGGAAUGAACAGGCUUCUCGUUGACUUGUCUCUGAACACAUACGUAAGAAGAAAUGAGGUAUUAGUACAGAAGUAUGCGAUAUGAGACACACAGUUGGUGUGUAUCAGUGAAGAGCAUCUAUAAAGUCGACUGAAUUAAAACACUCAAUAAAGGUAGUUUAACCUUUAAUUUGGACGGUAAAGCUCUCUGAUUGGUUGUUUCUUAUAGCAUUGCUCUCUGGGACAAAGGGCCCGUCCCAAUACCCAUCGCAUAACGAGGGGUAGUGGGCAUGAAAAGGGAUUUCAGAUGCUGACUUGCCAGCGAGGGGUAGACGUUGCCAUGGCUACCACCGAGCAAGAGACAAGGAAAAAAGUUCACACAUAGCUAAUGUCACUGUCGUCAGGUUGCUUGUUAGCUAGCUAGCUAGCUCGCACUAUCUGGCGUCUGUCAUCUGUCCUGUUCUGCAAAACUGUCGGAUUUUUCACAUUAUGAUAACACACCAGCUAGUUUAAUUAUGCUGCCUCGUAAUGUUAGCUGGUUAGCUAGCUAGCUAGGUAGCAGAAGCAAGAUGAAUGCGGCAAACAUGAUCGGUAGGAUGAACUCAACUGGAGACGGUUGGAAAUGUGGAUGGCUCGCAGCUUCCUGUUUAAAAUAGUUACGUAUGCGUGAACGUAACCGACGCGGCGACGUAGUGAGUGGUGUCCCAAUUCCUAGGGAAAGAUUUCUACCCCUACCCCUCGUUGCUUCAUUUCGAGGGCCAAGGGGGAGUGGGCAAGGGGGGGUAUUGGGAUUGGGCCUUAAAGUUGACUCCUACUGUUUAUUUUAGCGAAACAAAACGGAGAUGUUUUGUAAUGAGGAUUUAUCUAUGUGUAUUUUAACAAAUUUUCCUUGUUGAGUGCACCUCUUCCUUUGAUUUCAUGUUGUAACACUCCCAUUGUGAUCCACUGACGUUCAUUUUUAUCGCUGUCAAACCAUGUUUUUCCAAACCAAGGCUUUUAGUGCAGAAAGUGUGUUGACUUGUAAUGUAUCACAUGAAUUAUGAUAUGUAAACGUUUGUCCCUGCGGAGGACUCAGGACGGUCCGAUCUGUUUCCACGACAGAUUUGAAACACUAAACACAAAAACUGAAGAAGCUUUAUACUGCGGAUGGAUUGUUUCAUUUUAUAUCUGUAAUGUGCUGAAGAUUCUGUCAUACUUGAAAAGUUGUGCAGAUGUUUAGUUUUCCAGAGGUUUUGUGCGUUUGUAGCGUGUUGGAAGUUUGGAUGUUGUUUCUGUACGGACAAACUGAACCAGGCAUCUGCGACGCUCACAAUCCACCGUCCAGAUUCUGUUCAGGUUUACUGCAUUUCUGUUCCUCAGGUCGGGAUCGGUCCGUUCAGUUUGAUUAAAAUUUUUAUUUGACGUUAAAUUGGAUUUUAAAAAAAAAAGCACAAAACUUCUUCUAAAAAUUGCAAUAUUUUAAGGAACAAUCAGCAAUACAAACGUAACGACUGUACCAUGGAAUUAGCAAUAUGGAUUUGACCUGAUCCCGACCUGUCGCUGAUAUGAAGCGAUCUCUGUGUGCAGCGACUGAAGUAUUUUGAAUGUAACGUGUUUGGUGUCGUUCUGUUUCUUCUUCAUGUAUAUUUAUGCUGCUGAGUGUUGCGGGCAGUUCAGAUAUUUAUUCACAGAUCAAACAUUUAAUAAAAGUCAUAAAAAUCAAGUUCUGUGUUUUGACUGGUUGUUGAGUGUCAUCUUCUGCCAAAAUGUAGCUUGAGAAUUGAAUCUAUGACAUGAAAACAGCUCAGGUCGUAUAGCUCAGGAUGUUAGAAGCCUUAGCUAAAGUUUUGGGGCUGCAGGUUCGAUGCCCAGCCAUGGUUUUUCAAUUGAAAGCCAGUGUCCAAAUAGAAGCAAUAAAUGCUCCGAGAAGUUGAGCCUAAGUGUUCUGAACAAGUGGCUCCUGUUGAUAGUCAACUAUUCAGAUGUUCAAGAAGUUGUGGGUUUGAUUCUUGGCUGACACUGAAUUUUCAAGUCCAAUCCCCCAAAUCAAGUAGUCAAAUUUGCAAAUAAAAACCAACAAGGCGUGAAAGAUCAGAUAGCUACGGGCGAUAGUGGACUGGCCUGAAGACCACAGGUUGGAGGUUCGAACCUCACGAGGUGUAGACUUUAACGUCAUGAGGUCAGACUUUAAGUAUGCAAAUAUAAAGCAUGUAACUAUAAAUUAAGUAGAUGUAAAGGAUGUAACAAUAAACUAAUGCCAUAAUAUAAACCAAGUAACUAAAGAUAAGUAGCUAGCAUGUAACUAUAAAGUAGCUAUACAGUAUGUCGAUAUGAAGCAUGUCACUAAAACCAAGUA